AAAAAAGAAAAGAAAAAAAAAAAAAAAAGAGAAAAAGAAAAGUACUGGAAAAAGGGCAAAAAGGAAAAGAAAUGAAAGAACCUUAUUCAUCUUAAGCUGUCCUGCUCAUCCACUAAUACCAGUGAAACAGUGAAAGCAAAAACAGAAAGAACCAAAAAAAAAAAAAUAUAUAGAAAUGCAGGAAACAAUAGUACUCUAUGCAGCACCAGGAAUGGGGCAUAUCAUCGCCAUGGUAGAGCUUGGCAAGCUCAUCCUCCACCACUAUUCCCACAGAUUCUCCAUAACCAUCCUCCUCACAAAGGGUUUCUUAGACACCCCCGCCGUCUCCACCUACAUCCAACAUGUCUCUCAAUCCAACCCUUCAAUCUGCUUCCACCAAUUCCCCUUCCUAUCCCUCCAAAACUUCCAGAGCCUAAGCAUCGCCGCCACGGGCGGCGAGUUCAUCCGCCAGAAUCUCCCCAACGCCCGCGAUUCCCUCCGCCAGAUCUCUGAAACCUCCACCGUCCGAGCCUUCGUCAUCGACCUCUUCUGCACCUCCGCUCUCUGUCUUGGCGAAGAAUUCCGAAUCCCCACUUUUUAUUUCUUCACUUCCGGCGCUGCGGCUCUCGCGGCGUUUCUUUACCUUCCGAAAAUCCAUGAACAGACGGACAAGAGCUUCAAGGAUCUCGCCGAUACGGUUUUUCGAUUUCCUGGUUUGCCUCCUUUAAGAGCCACACACAUGCCGGAACCGAUACUUGAUAGAGAUGACCCGGCUUACUGGGAUUUCUUGGAAAAUUCUAUAAAUUUACCAAAAGCAAAUGGGAUUGUUACCAACACAUUUGAUGGGUUGGAGCCGAUUUCAAUGAAGGCCAUCGCUGAUGGUCUCUGCGUCCCGGACGGACCAACUCCUCCGGUGUACUAUGUCGGACCUUUGAUUGCCUCCCCCGAUGGUAGAUCCGGCGGCGAGGAAGAAGAAAAUUUAGACUAUAUGUCAUGGCUGGAUGAGCAGCCAAGCCGAAGCGUGGUUUUCUUGUGUUUCGGAAGUAGAGGAUCGUUUUCGGAACUGCAAUUGAAAGACAUCGCAAAGGGGUUGGAAAAGAGCGGGCAGAGAUUCUUGUGGGUAGUUAAGAAACCCACCAUGGAUGAGAAAUCGAAGCAGAACCGAGAAUCGUAUGGGGAUUUCGAUCUGGGCAAUGUGUUGCCGGGGGGAUUCGCAGUGAGGAACAGAGGUAGGGGGAUGGUGGUGAAGUCUUGGGUUCCGCAGGCGGAAAUUCUGAAGAAGGAAUCGGUGGGUGGCUUCGUGACUCACUGCGGGUGGAACUCGGUGCUCGAAUCGGUUGUCGCCGGCGUGCCGAUGGUAGCGUGGCCGCUUUACGCCGAGCAACAUCUGAACAGGAAUGUUCUGGUUGAGGACAUUGCAGUGGCGGUUGCUGUGGAGCAGAGGGAAGGAGAUGGGUUUGUGAGUGGGGAUGAGUUGGAGAAGCGAGUCAGAGAGUUGAUGGAAUCGGAGAAAGGCAGAGAGUUGAGGGAAAGGAGCAAGAAGAUGAAGGAAAUGGCUUUGGGUGCUCUCGGAGAAUUUGGGUCCUCAACUUUGGCUCUGAAAAGGUUUAUUGCUGCUAUAGAAUGAAUGAUUCUCUUGUAAGAUAUAAUUUGAAUAAUUUCAGUUUUUUUUUUUUUUUUUUUUUUUGGAAGUUUCCUUUUUUUUACAAGAAAAUUUCACAGUUUCUUGAUAAUGAUUUUAAGGACGACGAUUUAAUGAUUA
Molecule: messenger RNA, 1741 nt
Organism: Ziziphus jujuba (common jujube)
Lineage: Eukaryota; Viridiplantae; Streptophyta; Magnoliopsida; Rosales; Rhamnaceae
Product: UDP-glycosyltransferase 88F4
Exons: 1
Coding region: 176-1606 (476 amino acids)
Molecular function (GO): UDP-glycosyltransferase activity
Source: RefSeq, a predicted model, not a curated record